UAUCUCACAGUAUUUUCGUUUUGUCAACAUUACAGUAGAAAUGGAAAAGUUAGAAACUGGAUUGAAUACAGAAAAUUUGGAACAAGUGCUAUAUUUUAGAAGUUCUUUUCUGAAAUUGAGAAAAAUCAAACGUGUUGUUUGAUAAUCCUUCUUUCCAAGAUUUUUUUGUCAAAAUUUCAACCCAGUGUGUCAUUCAGCAUCGACGCAGGUGUGUCCUCUGGUGGUGCCGUUGAAAGGUUUCAUUCCUUUACACGUGAAUUUCAAUCAUCUUUUUUUUUGACCCAGUAUUAAAUUUUUUUCAAUUAUGGAGUCGUGGGACGACGAUAAUUUCGAACCUCCUGUAAUAGCACCUGAAAACCCAGUUGUGAAUAAAUGGGCUGGAGAAGAUGAGGAAGAAGAAAUUAAAGAUAAUUGGGAGGAUGAAGAUGAGGACAAAAAGGAAGAGGAAAUUAAAGUAGUUGAACCUGUCAAGAAAUCUAAAAAGAAAAUUCUUAGUGAAAAAAUUGCUGAAAAAGAGCGGAUGAAAAAGGAUGAUGAUAAAAGAAUAAAAGAAUAUGAAGACGAGGAGGAAAUAAGUCCAGAGGAGAGGUUGCGCAGACAGAAGGAGUCAGAUUUAAAAUUAGCUCUUGAAACUACAUUCUCCACAGGAGAUUCUUUGGGUGAUUUACCUACAAGUAAAGAUGAAAUUCAAGAAUUUGGAGAUAACCUCUGCAAGAAACUUUUAUCGAUGUCAAAGAAUGCUGAAUUUGUAAAUUUCGCAGAAAGUCUUGUGAGGAAUUUAUGUGCAGGAUUGCCUUCUCAUGAUAUUAGAAAGAUUAAAAAUAGUUUAGAUAAUUUAUAUCUAGAGAAACAGAAAAUCGAAAAAGGAGAUAAGGCGAAGAAAAAUAAAGGAAAAGGAAAGGUGAAACUGAAAGUAGAUGAUCCAAAUCCUCUGUCCGCCUAUGUCAACGAUUAUGAUGAUUUUAAUGAUUUUAUGUAGCGAACAAAAUGCGUAGUUAGGUUUUCAAAUGAUUUGAAUAAAUUGUUAUAUUGUUCAAGGAUGUUUGAUUCCUGGUAUAUUGUGGAAGAAAUUUGGGAUUUUUUACUAUCCUUAGUUUUAGGUCACUUUUAUUUUAUCAUUUGAUUUGAAGCCCUUCAUAUUUUUUCAAUUGGAAUUUACAAUUACAGCUGAUGAAUUUUAUGCUGGCAUUAACAAACUGCCCAAAGUGUACUGAAAUUAUUUUCGAAUUUUUAAUGAGAAAGUGUUUGUACAUAAGCAAAUGUCGAUUUAAACAUUAUUGUUGUGAAUAAAAAGAAUUUGUAAGAUG
Molecule: messenger RNA, 1307 nt
Organism: Coccinella septempunctata (seven-spotted ladybird)
Lineage: Eukaryota; Metazoa; Arthropoda; Insecta; Coleoptera; Coccinellidae
Gene: eIF3j
Product: eukaryotic translation initiation factor 3 subunit J
Exons: 6
Coding region: 305-979 (224 amino acids)
Cellular component (GO): cytoplasm; eukaryotic translation initiation factor 3 complex
Molecular function (GO): translation initiation factor activity
Source: RefSeq, a predicted model, not a curated record